CGGGUGGUUGGAAAUAGGUUUAAGGGCAGGGCUGGAAACUGAUCCUGGGGCGGAGUCUUAGGACCCGGCAAGUGAUGGGAGCUUUGGGGCUACGUUUUGGUCCCUGGGUUCGAGGCAUCGACGUUCCGAGAGGUGGGGCGAAAGGAGCAGGCAGAAAUGGCAGCUCGGGCCUGGCUUUUUAAGACGCGAGGGAAGGAUUUUUAAAAAACGAUCUUUAACCAUUCCGGCUCCCUUUCUCGCAAGGGGUUUAGAGUCCCCGUUCUCUGAAGAGUUUCGAAGUAAAGGCUCUUCUGACACCUCAGCCCCAGCAGGCAUUUAGCGAGUUGAGAGCCUGGGCUCCCGCCCAAGUGGGAGGAAACUCAGGGUCCUGAAGUCUUUGCCCUCCCCACCCGCAGGCUGCUACCAUGAGGUUAAAUCAGAACAUCUUGCUGCUGGGGAAGAAGGUUGUGCUGGUACCCUACACCGCAGAGCAUGUGCCCAGGUACCACGAGUGGAUGAAAUCGGAGGAAUUGCAGCGUUUGACAGCCUCUGAGCCGCUGACCCUGGAGCAGGAGUAUGCGAUGCAGUGCAGCUGGCGGGAAGACGUGGACAAGUGUACCUUCAUUGUACUGGAUGCAGAGAGGUGGCAGGCCCAGCCGGGCACCACCGAAGAGAGCUGCAUGGCGGGAGAUGUGAACCUCUUCCUCACAGAUGUCGGGGACCCAUCCUUGGGGGAGAUUGAGGUCAUGAUUGCAGAGCCCAGCUGCAGGAGCAAGGGCUUUGGCACUGAGGCUGUUCUCAUGAUGAUGUCUUAUGGAGUGACCAAGCUGGGUGUGACCAAGUUUGAGGCUAAAAUUGGGCAAGAAAACGAACCAAGCCUCCGGAUGUUCCAGAAACUUCACUUUGAGCAGGUGGCUGUGAGCAGCGUCUUCCAGGAGGUGACACUCAGACUGACGAUGGACGAGCGGGAGCGGCAGUGGCUUCUGGAGCAGACCAGCCAUGUGGAAGAGAAACCCUACGGAGACGGGUCACAGGAGCCCCGCUGACAGAGCCCUGCAACAGGAAGGAAUGCACCGGCCUCUGGGCAGUGCUCCCGACCCCUCUACAGACUACAAAUCACCAUUUGGGGCCUUUCAGACUCUGGGCAGGACGUGCCUUGGCUCCCUCAGGCUGGCAGUGUGGCUCAGUGACUCCAGGGCACCCUCCUCCUGGCCAAACCUGGACUCAGACUCUCAGAACCUGGAGUGGACAGCCCAAGUCCAUGGGCGGAGGCACAGCGGGAGGCGAAGGGGGCCUGGAAGGCCAGAGGUGCCACUCUGAGGCUGAGGCCCUGGCAGGAGGAAAGCACUGCGUGGCCAGCCUUCCGCAUCCUCACUGGGCCCCGUGGAGGGGAGCUGCCGGAGGCCCACCUGCAGCCCUUACCCAUCCUGCCCGGGGGUGCCAGGGCAGCUCAGGCCUCUGUCCUGUGCAAGCGGGCUGCGUCACCUCGGCAGGUCUGGAGACUAAUGAGGUUGGCCCUGUUAGGACAGACAGGUGGCUUGGAAAAUGGGCAAGAAUCCUGUUCCUUUCUCUUCUUUGGAGCGUUCUGAGUUAGUUUCGGAUACAGCUCCCUGUGGCUGGAGAGCACCCCUCUGCUGAAAGCUUCCCGCCUCCUGCCCUCUGCCUCUGGGCGCAGCUGCACCUGUCAAGGCUACAAGGGGGCGCCAGAGGCACAGGUUGGCAUGGCUGCCUGGCAACCUGUGCUUAACAGCUGGGCCAGAUCUCCCCACCGCAAAGCAAGGGGGACACCCACUGACGUCUGUCCUCAAGCCGUCAUCUGG
Molecule: messenger RNA, 1799 nt
Organism: Molossus molossus (Pallas's mastiff bat)
Lineage: Eukaryota; Metazoa; Chordata; Mammalia; Chiroptera; Molossidae
Gene: NAT9
Product: N-acetyltransferase 9 (putative)
Exons: 6
Coding region: 405-1025 (206 amino acids)
Biological process (GO): protein acetylation
Molecular function (GO): N-acetyltransferase activity
Source: RefSeq, a predicted model, not a curated record